GUACAAUUGUAUUUACAGCGUAAGUAAGAACUCUUUUUCUAUCUCGUUUGCUUAACACAUAGCAUGGAGUACGAUUACUUAUUGCUUAUCUCCGGGAAUGUCCAAUUAAUUAUUUGAAAAAGUUUGGUCACUUUUGAGGUUUAGUGUUUCUUUGGACCAAGAAAAUAGUCUAAACUGAACAAAAAUGAGUGAUAAUCCCGAACUGAUCUCCCAAUUCACUGCGAUAACAGGUGUUGACGAAGACAGGGCAAAGUUUUACUUAGAAUCUUCGGCCUGGAAACUCGAUGUGGCUAUCAGCAGAUAUUAUGAAAAUGACGGUGGUGAGAUAAGUGAGGACAAUACACCAGACCAGCCUUCCGAAUCAGAGCAGUCCCACCAAGCGGCGCCUCCGCGGCCAAAAUCAAAAACCACAAAUUCGAACUUUGCCACUUUAAACACCUUAACAACCUCGAGUGACGAGGAGGAAGAAGAGGGUCAAGCGUUCUAUGCGGGCGGGUCUGAGCACAGCGGCCAGCAGGUUUUAGGGCCUUCCAAGAAAAAAGACAUUGUCUCAGGGAUGUUUAAAUCCGUGCAAAAACAUGGGGUAGAGAUAGUUGAUCAGAAACCAGGGGGCUCGAAACUUUUCAAGGGCAAGGGGUACAAGUUGGGGCAAACGGCUGAUGAUUCUGAGGAGGUUGAGGGGGCUGCUGGGCCGGCGCCUUCACCUGAAGUCACUUUAAAGCUCUGGAAGGACGGUUUUACGGUGAAUGAGGGAGAGCUGAGGGCUUACACUGAUCCUGCAAAUACUGAGUUUUUGCAAAGUAUUCAGAGGGGCGAGAUUCCGCAAGAGCUGCGACAAGGCAAUACUGAGGUUUAUCUAGCAAUGGAGGACCACAGAAUGGAAUCUUUCAAACAGGUUGAUAAAGGGGUUAAGCCGUUUACAGGACAGGGGUACACUUUAGGUAGCCCUGCGCCCCCUGUGGUCGGAGCACAAAGAGAAGAGGAUAAACCAGCCAAUGAAGAACGUGCUAAACAAGCUUUAAAACUAGAUUCUUCCCAGCCAACGACAAAUAUCCAAAUUCGCUUAUCUGACGGUUCAAGACUUGUUGCCCAAUUUAAUCACACUCAUACUGUGGGAGACGUGCGUCAGUACAUCUUAACAGCCAGACCCCAGUACCAAACAAGAAAUUUCAAUCUACUGUCAGGGUAUCCAUCCCGAAUUUUGGAAGAUUCUCAAUCUCUAGCUGAAGGAAAUUUGCUUAAUUCUGCUAUUAUGCAAAAAUUAAUUUAAGUUAUUUGUGAAAUUCCCUUCAUGAUUGAAACAUAAUUUAUUAGGACAAUUUUUCUUUUGAUAAUGUACUAUUACAAACAUUAGAUAUUAAAAUUUCAAAAGUA
This is a messenger RNA of Tribolium castaneum (red flour beetle), 1374 nucleotides long. RefSeq names its product NSFL1 cofactor p47. NCBI's taxonomy places the organism in Eukaryota, Metazoa, Arthropoda, Insecta, Coleoptera, Tenebrionidae. Gene Ontology annotation, biological process: membrane fusion; proteasome-mediated ubiquitin-dependent protein catabolic process; autophagosome assembly. Gene Ontology annotation, cellular component: nucleus; cytosol. Bases 185 to 1270 code for a protein of 361 amino acids. The record is from RefSeq and is a predicted model, not a curated record. Gene Ontology annotation, molecular function: ubiquitin binding. The transcript has 6 exons.